Pistacia vera is the source of this 1609-nucleotide messenger RNA. Its product is annotated as pre-mRNA-splicing factor CWC25 homolog. The transcript is spliced from 3 exons. The record is from RefSeq and is a predicted model, not a curated record. The coding region runs from base 114 to 1481 and encodes 455 amino acids. Lineage: Eukaryota; Viridiplantae; Streptophyta; Magnoliopsida; Sapindales; Anacardiaceae. Gene Ontology annotation, biological process: mRNA splicing, via spliceosome. Gene Ontology annotation, cellular component: U2-type spliceosomal complex.
UUGAGUCUUGACAGGGAGAUUUGGGAAAAGAAAAGAAAAGGAAAAAAAAAUUAAAACUUGUAAUCAAUCAUUCAUCGAUCGGAUUUGAUAAUUCAUAGAAACAAAGGGAGAAGAUGGCGUUGAAGUUUCUGAAUAAGAAGGGAUGGCACACGGGAAGCUUAAGAAACAUAGAGAACGUGUGGAAAGCGGAGCAGAAGCACGAUGCGGAGGAGAAGAAAUUAGACGAAUUGCGUAAGCAGAUCCAAGAAGAGAGAGAACGAAGUGAGUUUCGCCUUCUUCAAGAACAGGCUGGGCUCGUUCCGAGGCAGGAGCGGUUGGAUUUUCUUUAUGAUUCGGGUUUAGCGGUUGGGAAGAGUGAUGGAGGAGGGGCGAGUGGAAGUGGGAGUGGAUUCAAGGCUCUUGAACAACCCUCUACUACCUCCUCCUCUGCCACGGCGAAGCAGCAGUCGUCUGCUCCAGGUGCUUUAUUUGAGGAUGAUAAACCUCACUCUGCUGGUGAUGCCUGGCGUAAACUUCAUUCCGAUCCUUUGCUUUUGAUUCGCCAGCGUGAACAAGAAGCACUUGCCCGUGUCAAGAACAAUCCUGUCAAGAUGGCCCUCAUACGUAAAUCUGUGGAAGAGACAAAACACAAGGAUAAGCCUCGUGACAAGAAAAAACAUAAGAAGAAGCAUCGUUCUAGUUCAAAGUAUCAGAAGCAUUCAUCAUCCGGACACCAAUCUGAUUCUGAGGAUUCAACUUCUUCAGAAGGGGAAAGACCGGGGAAAAGUAGGAGUCACAAGAGCUCAAACCAUGCGGACCACUACCACAGCAAACGAGUGGAUUCGAGAGAUGAAUUAAGUGAAAGGAGAAGUAAUGAGAAGAAUCAUCACAGCAAACGAGUGGAUUCGGGAGAUGGAUUAAAUGAAAGGAGAAGUAAUGGGAAGAAUCGUUACAAAGACUCAAGAUACAGAGAACAGUCACCCAGUGACCUUCCAGAACCAAGAACCAGAAGAAAUGAUGAUCGAGAUUCUGUGAGGAGGAAUCAUGAUAAGUCAAAGCAUGAAAGAUAUUCUUCUGAUGGUCGGACAAAUUUGGAUGCUGACAAAAAGGGAAGGGAAAACAGAAGUUCUUACGAACCAAGCUCCUAUGGUUCUUCUGCUGCUGCAAAUAGGAGUGAAUUACAAUCACACCAUAAACGCCGUAAUGUUGCUCCUAAGCUUUCUGAAGAAGAGCUGGCUGCUAGGUUGCGUGAGAUGCAAGAGAAUGCUGAAUUGCAUGAAGAACAUAGAUGGAAAAGAUUGAGGAAAGCUGAGGAAAAUGAUGCAAGGGAAGCUACCCGGGAUGGGAUAUCUAAUGGCAAGAACUUCUUGGAUGCUGCUCAAAAAAGUGUGUAUGGUGCUGAGAAGGGGGGAAGCUCAACCAUAGAGGAGAGGGUACGUCGCCGAACAUAUUAUUCACAAGGCCGGUCUGAGGCUAGUGAAGGCAAUGCUUUUAGGCGGUGAUGCCCUUCUACAUCCUUUUUAUGGAACCUUAUAAUCCAGGCGUGCUUCUCUGUUUUUCCCUUACAAGAGUGUAUAUUUCCUGUACCAGCCUAUGUCCUUACUGUAAGGAUGAGCUACUGAAUGUUAGG